Molecule: messenger RNA, 2804 nt
Organism: Camelina sativa (false flax)
Lineage: Eukaryota; Viridiplantae; Streptophyta; Magnoliopsida; Brassicales; Brassicaceae
Product: receptor-like protein 39
Molecular function (GO): protein binding
Source: RefSeq, a predicted model, not a curated record
UAAAAAGCUUUCAUCAUGUCUCAAUUGCUUACGCAUUUGAAUUUUCUCUUGCUCCUCUUACUCUCAUGUGUCUUCCCUUCAAGCUUCCUAGCUUUUAAUUACCCUCUUGUUGGUCUUGUUGCUUGUGGUCCCCACCAGAUUCAUGCCUUUACGCAGUUCAAGAACGAGUUUGAUACUCGAGCUUGCAAUCAUAAUGAAUCCUUGAAUGGGGUAUGGUGCGAUAACUCCACAGGCGCGAUAUCGAAGCUACGACUAAGGGCCUGUCUCAGUGGAACUCUGAAAUCUAACAGUAGACUGUUCCAGUUUCAUCAGCUCCGUUACCUUGAUCUCUCUCACAACAACUUCACAGCCUCUUCAAUCCCUUCCAACUUUGGAAUGCUCAACAAAUUAGAGGUUUUGCUUCUUUCCUAUAAUUGCUUCUUCGGCCAAGUUCCUUCCUCAUUUAGUAACCUAAGCAUGCUUUCCGUCUUAGGUAUUUCCGAUAAUGAGCUCACUGGUAGUUUCUCAUUUAUGCGGAAACUACACAAGCUCACAACGUUAGAUGUUUCUUAUAACCACUUUUCUGGAACUCUAAAUCCCAACAGUAGCCUUUUUGAAUUGCACCACCUCACUUACCUCGUUCUCGCUUCCAACAACUUCACCUCAUCUUCAUUGCCUUAUGAAUUUGGUAAUCUCAACAAACUAGAGUUCUUGGAUAUUACCUCUAAUAGCUUCUUUGGUCAAGUUCCUCCCACAAUUAGUAACCUAACCCAGUUAACCGAGUUGCACCUUCUCUCGAACGACCUCACUGGUAGUCUCCCUCUUGUACAAAACCUAACCAAACUGUCUAUUCUAAGACUUUAUGAUAAUCACUUCUCUGGAAUCAUCCCUCCUUCUCUCUUCACGAUGCCUUUCUUAUCAUGUCUUGAUUUAAGUGUAAACAAUCUUAGCGGUUCUAUUGAAGUUUCGAACUUCUCUUCUUUGUCAAGGCUAGAGAAUUUGUACCUAGGUAAAAACCAUUUUGAAGGAAAAAUCUUAGAGCCUAUUUCAAAGCUUGUUAACCUCAAAGUACUAGACCUUUCCUUCUUAAAAACAAGCUAUCCAAUUGACUUAGGUCUCUUAUCCUCUCUCAAAUCUUUGUUGCUCCUUGAUAUUUCUGGUGAUUGGAUAUCUCAGGCUAGUUUAAGUUUGGAUUCAUACAUCCCAUCGACACUAGAAGCGUUGCGUUUGACGGACUGCAACAUCAAUGAAUUCCCAAACAUCUUAAAGACCCUUCGUAAUUUGGAGUAUAUUGCCCUAUCCAACAAUAGAAUUAGUGGGAAAAUUCCAGAGUGGUUAUGGAGCCUUCCUCGUCUAAGCUCAGUUUUCAUCACAAAUAAUUCGCUAACUGGCUUCGAAGGUUCGUCACAAGUUUUGGUAAAUUCAUCGGUGAAAACCUUAGGUUUGGAUGGAAACAAAUUAGAAGGAGCACUUCCGCAUCCACCACUCUCUAUCAACUACUUCUCUGCGGCAAGCAAUAGAUUUGGAGGUGACAUACCUCUUUCAAUCUGCAACAGAAGUUCGCUUGUUAUCCUUAUUCUAAGCUACAACAACUUCACUGGUCCAGUUCCUACAUGUGUGAAUAACUUCUUGAUUUUGAAUCUCCGAAAUAACAGUUUGGAAGGAACUAUUCCUGACAAGUUUUAUGCGGAUACACCUCUAGGUUCACUCGACAUUGGCUACAAUCGAUUAACCGGAAAGCUUCCAAGGUCUCUUCUAAAUUGCUCAGCUCUGCAGUUUCUUAGUGCGGACCACAACGGAAUCAACGAUACAUUUCCUUUCUUCCUUAAGGCUUUACCGAAACUGCAAGUCCUUAUCCUCCGUUCAAACAACUUCUAUGGUCCAAUAUCUCAUCUUAAUAAAGGUCCUCUGGGAUUUCCUGAGCUGCGGAUAUUUGAGAUAGCUAGUAAUAAAUUCACUGGAAGCUUGCCCCCAGAUUUUUUUGUGAAUUGGAAAGCAUCAUCACUCACAAUGAAUGAAAAUAAGGGUCCAUAUAUGGUAUAUCAGAAGGAUGUUUACGGGUACUAUUACGUCUCCUUUUUGGACAAAAUAGAUUUACAAUAUAAAGGUCUAUCAAUGGAGCAAGAGAGAGUCCUUACUUUCUCAGCCACCAUUGAUUUUUCUGGAAACAGAUUUGAAGGAGAAAUUCCUGAAUCUAUCGGUCUCUUAAAGGCUCUGAUAGCACUCAACUUAUCGAACAACGCCUUCACAGGCCAUAUUCCUCUGUCUUUGUCCAAUCUUAUGAAGAUCGAGUCACUAGACCUAUCAUGUAACCAACUCUCAGGGACUAUUCCUAAUGGACUAGGGACUCUCUCGUUUUUGGCGUACAUCAACGUUUCUCACAAUCAACUCAAUGGUGAGAUACCACAAGGAACACAAAUAACUGGGCAACCUAAAUCGUCCUUCGAAGGAAAUGCAAGGCUUUGUGGUUUACCUCUUGAAGAACGUUGCUUCGUGACUAACACGCCACCAUCACAACAGCCUAAAGAAAAAGAAGAAGAUGAAGAAGAGGAACUAGUGCUGAAUUGGAAAGACGUGGCAAUAGGGUAUGGAAUCGGAAUGUUACUUGGAUUGGCAAUAGCACAACUCAUUGCUUCAUACAAGCCGAAGUGGCUCAUUUGUCUGAUUAAGUGUGGAAACCGUUAAGAUUUUCUUUUGGUUUUGAGUUUGAAUUUUGCCAAGCUGUUGUUGGUAUUUUAUUGAAGCAUUUCCUUACGUGAAUUUGUUGUAUCUUUAUCUGAUGUUUUUGUUAUAUUUUGUUUUCUAAUAAAGUAAGUAUGUGAAUU